AUGGGACACGUGACCCGCGUGACAAUGGAUAGGAGGAAGGGGAGCUCUCGACAUGGUGUCGUGGCAGUUGCCGCCAUUUGUGCUUUCGGUGCUUGCCUGUGCUUUGCCGACGGCAAUGUGAUGAGCCAAUCAAUCCGACGAUCUGCUCGAGGAAACCCUCUCACAGCCCGGUCUGCAGUGAAGUUUGUCUCACGCAAGAAGGCGAAAUAUGCACCCAUCGAUGUAAACCAGCUGCUUGGUAGCUCCGGAGGUGUGUUUUUUGGGCAACGCAAUGCCCUUCGAAUCCUAGGGUUUUAUCUGGAUACAGUGGGUGGCGACGGCGGACCUCCCAAAGGCUUGGAAAGAGAUCUCAUCACCAAGUGCUUCGGAAACGGUGACUUCCACGGUCGGGGGGACCAUGAAGCUGCCUUUCAAACGUUCAAGGAGUGCAUGCAGAACGGGGAGCCCUUUGAGGGUUCCGAUGAUGGCAGUGGCUGGAUUUGGGCAGUCGCGGACCUGACGGUCGACGGCGGCUUGCAGAUGGAGCUUCGGAAGUCAACGCCUUUGGGCAUGCGUGCCCUCAUGGUGGCGCGGACCGGCAACACAGGCGAGAUGUUCGAAUCCCUCAACUGGCCUACCGUCCGGCGGCGUUUCAAUGAAAUCUUGGGACACCGGGAUGCUGAGGGCGUAGAAGUGCCGGGCUUUGAGCCAGCAUGA
This is a messenger RNA of Symbiodinium natans, 696 nucleotides long. The record is from the annotation of a GenBank genome assembly. Lineage: Eukaryota; Dinophyceae; Suessiales; Symbiodiniaceae.